Molecule: messenger RNA, 636 nt
Organism: Geodia barretti
Lineage: Eukaryota; Metazoa; Porifera; Demospongiae; Tetractinellida; Geodiidae
Source: the annotation of a GenBank genome assembly
AUGUUGAUGCCGAAGAAGGUCAAGCAUCGGAAGCAGCACCGGGGGCGCAUGGCCGGCAAGGCAUGGCGCGGCUCGACCGUUGCGUUCGGAGACUACGGCUUGAAGGCCCUCGAGGCCCACUGGAUCACCGAUCGCCAGAUUGAGGCUGCCCGUGUCGCGAUGACGCGCUUCAUCAAGCGCGGCGGCAAGAUCUGGGUGCGUGUGUUUCCGGACAAGCCGAUCACCAAGAAGCCCCAGGAGACCCGGAUGGGCAAGGGCAAGGGCGCGCCGGAGCAGUGGGUCGCGGUCGUGCGGCCUGGAAAGAUUUCUGUUCGAGAUGGAAGGCGUGAGUGCGGAGAUGGCGGAACGCGCGAUGCGUCUGGCGGCGGCCAAGCUGCCGAUACACACGAAGUUCGCUACCCGGUUCGGUGCGGCCCGCAGCGUAUGACGGACAUCAGCGAGCUGCGGGAGCUGGGCGUCGAGGAUCUCCGGCAGCGCAGGGGAGAGCUCGACGAUCAGGUGUUUCGCCUGCGUAUCCAGAAGUCGAUGGGACAGACGGAUGCCGCAAACAAGAUGCGGCAGUUGCGCCGCGAUCGGGCGCGCGUGAUGACGCUGCUGCGGGAGCGGGAGCUGGCGGACGCUGCGAAGAGUCGCUGA